UCACCCAUUUCAUUUUCACCCACACCAUCUGCCCCCAGCACCCUCAUCAAACCCAAACCCAGGCAGAGAGACAGGGAGGGAGGCCACUCUCUCCCAUCCGCUCAGUCCCUUCACCUGGUCCUAAACUCACUCAACAGAGAGCAAGAUGAGGAGAACAGCAGAGUGCAUCUUUCUUUGCCGCUCUCCUCUUCACUUCCGGCUUCUCUGUCUGACGAGUCCGUGAUGACUCCUGACGCGGAGAAUGCCGUGAUCAGUCCCAUCCUGCCUUUCCUGUUCCUGGGGAAUGAACGAGACGCCCAGGACCUGGACCUGCUGCUGCGCCUCAACAUUGGCUACGUGGUCAACGUGACCACACACCUGCCCCUCUACCACCUCAACUCUGGACUGGUGCGCUACAAAAGGCUGCCGGCCACCGACAACAGCAAACAAAACCUACGCCAGUACUUUGAGGAGGUUUUUGAGUUCAUCGAAGAGGCACAUCAGAGUGGACAAGGCGUGUUGGUACACUGCCAGGCAGGCGUGUCCCGUUCUGCAACCAUUGUAAUUGCCUACCUUAUGAAGCACACCCUCAUGACUAUGACAGACGUCUACAAAUACGUGCGGAGCCGCCGUCCCGUGGUGUCUCCCAAUCUCAACUUCAUGGGCCAGCUUUUGGAGUUUGAGAGGGACCUCAACUCUGGGGUCACACCUCGCAUCCUGAUACCUAAACUCAGCGGCCUGGAGACGCAGGUGUAAGGGACGGAGGUAAGGAGCGUAAGGAACAGAAGAGAGGUUAAGGUUACGGCUCUGCAAGGAGGAAGAAACGGACGUUAAAGCCGGAUAAACAAGAGUAAAAUAACCCAGAAGGGGUGCCACGCACAUAAGAUUGGAAAAUAUGAUAAAUGCUGCACUGUCAUUUGGAAAAUGGUGGUGCAUUUGGCAUAUAGUGCACUUUUAUUACUGUGAAACAUGGAACAAAUAACCGGAUGGUUCAGUUGUUUAGGUAGUCUACACAUUGUAACUCUUAGACAACUUGAUCAUCAUCCAAUAUACUGUUUAUAAAAUAUGUGCCAAUAUUUUGUAUAGGCCUAAUGUCACUCUCAGAUAUCUCUCUUCUUUUGACUUUCUGAUGCCUCUUCCUUUCCAUUCCCAUAGUUUACAUUCACAGCCACUAUAGAAAACCGCUGACACUGUUGCCAUUAAAUACAAAUGCAUGCAGAGCAGAGAACAGACACAAAUACGGAAAGAGUUCACUGUCGGUAUCCUACUUCAUCUGUAGCACUACUCGGACGUUUCCACCACAUGUAGCACCAGACAGGAUGUCGCAAUGCACUUUACUGCCCAUGUAUUUUUUUGUUUGUUUGUUUGUUUGUUUAUUUGUUGUUUUGCCAACUCAGUUGUGGUGACGGAGUUCGUUUGUUUAAUCAUCAAUGGCUGAAAUGUCACAAGACUAAGGAGAAUUUGCCACAAAGACCUCAGUAAUUGUUUUUAACUAAUUUUAUUCUACUGUUUUGUUUGUUUGUUUGUUUGUUUUGUUUUGUUUUGUUUUGUUUUUGUUUGUUUUUCAUCAUUUGGGAAAUGUGCAAUAGAGUAGCACGGACCUAGCAGCAAUGUGAGCAGCAUUUAUCUGGGAAAAUUAAUAAUGAAAGAAAAAAAAACAACUCGUGGUAACGCUUUACAAUGAUCUAAGUCCAGUGUAGCAACAUGAGUAUUAGCACAUUGAAAAUUAUUAUAUAGUAUUAUUUAAAUGCAGUGUUGUAUAUAAAAUAGUAGUGAACAGUAUACAACAUAAUGAAACUGCGGAUGUCAGCACUAAAGGUGUUAUUAUAUGCUUGAAGUAUGUUUUUAUCCUUUAAUAUCCAGGUUGAUACACUGGAAUAAGACUAUUGUAAAGUGUUAACCAACUCUUUCACUAAAUCAUAAGAAACUACAGCUGAGCAGCACUUCCAGUACCUCAUCUUGGCUGUUAUUUUACACAUGACAUGGUUUCAGAGUGAGAGACAGUGUUAGUCGGCAGGCGUUUUCCUGCUGUUAUAAUGUGCUUUAAACAACAGACCUUCUCCAACUGUGCCCUGUUUAUUUUUGUGGUGAAUUCAUACAAAAAAAAAUGUAUUUAUUUUUAUUUACAUUUUUGUAAUGUCGAGAUUACGUUGUGUGUUUGCUUUCAUUUUAAAUAUAGAUGUGGUGACACAGUAGCUGUGCUUGCCGUGGGCAGAUUAUAAUCUAGUGUUAUAAUCAAAUGGUAGAA
Molecule: messenger RNA, 2227 nt
Organism: Myripristis murdjan (pinecone soldierfish)
Lineage: Eukaryota; Metazoa; Chordata; Actinopteri; Holocentriformes; Holocentridae
Product: dual specificity protein phosphatase 10-like
Exons: 3
Coding region: 223-735 (170 amino acids)
Biological process (GO): negative regulation of JUN kinase activity; peptidyl-tyrosine dephosphorylation
Cellular component (GO): cytosol; cytoplasm
Molecular function (GO): MAP kinase tyrosine phosphatase activity; protein tyrosine/threonine phosphatase activity; MAP kinase tyrosine/serine/threonine phosphatase activity
Source: RefSeq, a predicted model, not a curated record